Molecule: messenger RNA, 1500 nt
Organism: Amphibalanus amphitrite
Lineage: Eukaryota; Metazoa; Arthropoda; Thecostraca; Balanomorpha; Balanidae
Product: proteasome assembly chaperone 2-like
Exons: 7
Coding region: 199-984 (261 amino acids)
Biological process (GO): proteasome assembly
Cellular component (GO): nucleus; cytosol
Source: RefSeq, a predicted model, not a curated record
GAAUGCUAGUGGCAGAACAUUGGCGAAGUUUGCAUAAAAUCGCCGCAAGUUGCCUAGCAAUAUCAUACGAGCCUGCACAUACUUUUGUUAGAGAACAGAGCAAAAGUUAUUUUGUCGAUAACUUGAUAACUUAUGCCAAUGCGGGUCGGCGGCCGAAGUUCUACACCGUUUAUUUUGAUAUAGUGUCAAGACAAGAAAAUGAAAUCUCUCACAUAUGUUGAAGAUGUAUCCAAAGAUCUAUCUGGCUACACUCUUAUUUCGCCGUCUGUGAGCGUGGGUAACGUGGGCCAGCUGGCCGUCGACCUGCUGCUACACAACCUGCGCUGCCAGCGGCUGGGCGCCUUCGGACACCCCAGUCUGCAGCCGGUGGUGGGCACCCUGCCCGACUCGGACACCGACGGACAGACGCAUCUCAUGACUGCCAUGGAAGCUUACGUCUGUGAAAAGAAGAAACUGCUGGUCAUUCAGAUCCGUGCACCCAUAUCACCAAGGGGCCGUCUCUCACUGCUGGCCGAGCUGGUGCAGUGGGCGGCCGAGCGUGGUCUGAAGCGGGUCCUCCAACUGGCCAGCUGUCACGCGGCCGCCCGGCCCGACCCGGCCGCGCCGCGACUCUGCCACGUCACCGUCGCCGGAGACGAUGUCGACGCACUGACGGCACUGGCGCCGCCGCAGCCGGAGAUACCGCGGCCUGAGGGCGACGCGCACCGGCCGCCGCCGUACCUGCCCGGAGCCGGCUUCGUCCCGGACCUCUACCGAGCAUGUGAGGCGGCCAAAUUCCCGUACACGUGUCUACUGCGACACACCUACGAAGGGAACAACAUUCCCGAGGCGGUGGAUACCUGCAACUGCCUGGACUCCUGGCUCGGCCUGUUGGAUGAGAGCCAGAAGUCCCGGCCCGACCCGUACUCUGUGCUGGGUCGCUGGCGAACGCCGCCCACCUGGUCACACCUGUUCGGCCCGGCUCCCGACGCGUCGCUCUACUGAGGCGGGGUCACGGGGUACAUCGGUCUUGGCAUCGCUCCUCCAGCCGCUCAGCGCAGAGCCAGGUAGGGCGGGGGAGUGUCACUUGGCUGGACUGGCUGCUCUGACCCGCACUGGCGCUACUAUGUUUCAUCUGUCAGUGCUGCAAGUAAAGGUGGUAUAAUGGUUUGCUGAUGUUUUCUAUCAUGGUUUUGUGAGCGGGAACUGAAAACGGUUGUGCACUUUAAGCUGACUAGCCUUGAAAGACUUACGUCUUAUCGUAUUUUGUCAAUUGUUCCAGUGACUGUGUUCGGUGAGAACCUGAACUGUGAUGCGAUAACUUGUGGUGGUGUCAGCUCGUGUGAAUCGAAAUGAUGUGAUACCCGGGUGGUACCUCUCCAUUACGAAUAUGAGCCAUGGGCUGCUACUGUCCAAACUCCAAAUACAACAAAACACCAGCGAGUUGUGAUAUACUGGUGUACCACGAGUGUAAGUGUAUUUCUAUUAACGAUGGACAUAAAUACACGAGUCACAGCCAGA